UGCUUUUAUUACAUUAUGUUUCACUUCUACAAGAGAAACUAUGUCUGCUGCUGAUACUAUUGAAGAUGUUGAGAUGAAGGAGGAGAAGGAAGUAGAGAAGAAGGAUCCUGAUCUACUGUCUGUCGAGGAUAUCAAGGAACAGUGUAGAUUUAUCAGGAGAUCUGUAGAAACCAAGGAACCAAGGUUUGUUCUCCGUGUACUGCGCUGUAUCCCUGCAACCAGGAGAAAACUAAACCCUGUAGUUCUAAGAACUCUCUUCAGGAGUCUCUACACUACUGAUAUUGACAAAGAGUCUGGAAAGGAGCUCAUGAAGUUUGUAUCCCCUGCUGUUGAACUGGAUCAGACUGCUACCCCUAGUAGAGCAAAGUCUGCUAGCCCCCUGUGCCCCGAGGUUGAUGUCUACCUCUCCCUCCUGGUCCUGAUCCAUCUCCUCGACACCAAGAAGGGGGAGCAGGCCCUCCACUGCGCUAAUCUACUUAUGGCUAAGAUUGACUCCCACAACAGGAGAACAUUGGAUGUUGUGAGCUCUAAAUGCUACUUCUACUACACCAGAUGUUACGAGGUGUUGGGUAGAUUAGCUGAAUGCCGGGGUUCCCUCCACUCUAGGCUGAGGACUGCUACACUUUUACAAUCUUUAUAACAGGCGGAUAAGCUUGUGUUGAAGUCCAGUUUUCCUGACCACGCAUCUAACAACGAGUGGGCUAGAUACUACUACUAUCUAGGACGUAUCAAGGCUAUGCAGCUGGAGUACAGUGAGGCACACAAGAAUCUACAGAUAUCCGCUAGGAAGGCUCCUCAAAACUCUGCAACAGGGUUCAAGCAACAUGUUUCCAAGCUAAGUGUGACUGUUGACCUUCUGUUGGGUAAUAUCCCAGUCCGGUCAACCUUCCUGGCACCAGAUAUCAAGGUUGCUCUAGCUCCAUACCUCCAGUUGACCCAGGCAGUGAAGAGUGGUGACUUGGUUAGGUUUGAUCAGGUUGUCAACAAGUUCGCUGCCCAGUUCCAGGUAGUUAAAACCAUCUCCCUGGCCUACUCUCGGAUCAAAUUCUCAGAUAUUGCGAAGAAGUUACUCCUAGACUCUCCUGAAGAUGCGGAGUUCAUCGUAGCAAAGGCGAUUAGAGAUGGAGUUAUUGAAGCUGUACUAGAUCACGAGAACGGAUGGAUGCAGAGUAAGGAUACUAGUGAUGUUUAUGCAACUAGAAAAAUAUCUAUUAAGGUGAAAGCAAUGAGGUUUCCUCCUAAAUCCUACAACAAGGAUCUAGAGUCAGCUGAGGACAGAAGGGAGAGGGAAGCCCAGGAUCUUGAACUGGCGAAGGAAAUGGCUGAAGAGGAUGACGAUGGAUAUUAAUUUUAUAAGUUAUCAUUGAUCAAACCAUACUAAUCAAUUAUAUCAAUUCAUUCCAUGCAUUGAUAGGGAAAAGUUAAUAAUUUCUAUGUAUAAUGAACCCGUAUUCCAGGAACUUCUUUCUAAAAUCUUCAAAAUAAAUUCAAGUGAACGAGA
Eurytemora carolleeae is the source of this 1501-nucleotide messenger RNA. It is a transcript of the gene Rpn3, whose product is annotated as probable 26S proteasome non-ATPase regulatory subunit 3. The record is from RefSeq and is a predicted model, not a curated record. Gene Ontology annotation, molecular function: enzyme regulator activity. Lineage: Eukaryota; Metazoa; Arthropoda; Copepoda; Calanoida; Temoridae. Gene Ontology annotation, cellular component: proteasome regulatory particle, lid subcomplex; proteasome complex. Gene Ontology annotation, biological process: ubiquitin-dependent protein catabolic process; regulation of protein catabolic process.